UGUCCUAUUGGCCGUGAGUGGCGCGAAUCGGUUCACGUGACGCCGUAGUUUGGCGCGAAAGUCUCCCAGCGUACCGAGCGGUAAGCAGCGUGUGAUCGGUAAUCAGGAUGGAUAUCGCUCAGCCCGGAGCCCCGGCCGCUGCCGCCCCUCAUGUGAAGGAUGAGCUGGCCGACAAGUGUCAGAAGUUGUUCCAGGACUUCCUAGAGGAGUUUCAGAACACGGAUGGAGAGUUGAAGUAUAAGAACGAAGCAGAAGAGCUGAUCCGCCCGGAGAGGAACACUCUUCUGGUCAGCUUCCAGGAUCUGGAGCAGUUCAAUCAGCAGCUGGCCACCACCGUCCAGGAGGAGUUCUAUAGGGUCUACCCGUACCUCUGCCGAGCCGUGCGAUCUUUUGCCAAAGACCAUGGGAAUAUUCCUCAGAUCAAAGAAUUCUACGUGGCUUUCCAAGACCUUCCCACCCGACACAAGAUCAGAGAACUGACCACUCCUCGUAUCGGCUCUCUGAUGAGAAUCAGUGGUCAGGUUGUCCGGACUCACCCUGUGCAUCCAGAGCUGGUCAGCGGUACCUUCCUCUGUCUGGACUGUCAGACUCUAAUCAAAGAUGUGGAGCAGCAGUUCAAAUACACCCAGCCCAGUAUCUGCCGGAACCCUGUGUGCGCCAACAGGAGGCGCUUCAUGCUGGACACCAAUAAAUCCCGAUUUGUCGAUUUCCAAAAGGUUCGCAUCCAGGAGACACAGGCAGAGCUCCCGCGGGGCAGUAUUCCUCGUAGUGUGGAAAUUAUCCUCCGUGCUGAGGCCGUGGAGUCUUGUCAGGCCGGUGACAGAUGUGAUUUCACUGGAUCUCUCAUCGUUGUACCCGAUAUCGCUCAGUUGGCUACUCCAGGUGUUCGGGCGGAAACAAGUACUCGAGUGGGAGCAGCUGAAGGUUAUGAAGCAGAAGGGGUCCGCGGCCUUAAAGCGCUUGGCGUCAGAGACCUGUCCUACAAACUGGUCUUCCUUGCGUGCUACGUUUCAGCGACAAAUCCCAGGUUUGGUGGAAAAGAUCUCAACGAUGAGGACAUGACGGCGGAGAGCAUUAAGAACCAGAUGUCUGUGAAGGAAUGGGAGAAGGUUUUUGAGAUGAGCCAGGAUAAGAACCUUUACCAUAAUCUGUGCAACAGUCUCUUCCCUACCAUACAUGGUAACGAUGAGGUGAAGCGAGGCGUCUUGCUCAUGCUUUUUGGUGGUGUCCCAAAGACCACUAUGGAGGGCACAUCUCUGCGGGGAGACAUCAAUGUUUGCGUUGUCGGAGACCCGAGUACAGCAAAGAGUCAGUUCCUCAAACACGUUGAGGAGUUCAGCCCGCGGGCGGUGUACACCAGCGGGAAGGCGUCCAGUGCUGCCGGUCUGACUGCGGCUGUAGUGAGGGACGAGGAGUCCCAUGAAUUUGUGAUAGAGGCCGGAGCCUUGAUGUUGGCUGAUAAUGGUGUGUGUUGCAUCGAUGAAUUUGACAAAAUGGACCUGAAGGACCAGGUGGCAAUCCAUGAAGCCAUGGAACAGCAAACCAUCUCCAUCACCAAAGCUGGUGUUAAGGCAACACUGAACGCAAGAACAUCCAUUUUGGCUGCUGCAAACCCUGUUGGAGGACGUUAUGACAGGUCAAAGUCCCUGAAACAGAACAUCAACUUGUCUGCUCCGAUCAUGUCAAGAUUUGACCUCUUUUUCAUCCUGGUUGAUGAAUGCAAUGAGGUGACGGAUUACGCCAUUGCUCGGCGUAUUGUUGACCUACACUCUCGCAUCGACGAAUCCAUUGACAGGGUGUACACCCUCGAUGAAGUCCGUAGGUACUUGCUCUUUGCCCGGCAGUUCAAGCCUAAAAUCUCCAAAGAUUCAGAAGACUUCAUAGUGGAGCAGUACAAGAGGCUGCGUCAGAGGGAUGGCUCUGGGGUUACGAAGUCGGCUUGGAGGAUCACUGUCCGGCAGCUGGAGAGUAUGAUCCGCCUGUCUGAAUCCAUGGCAAGGAUGCAUUGCAGUGAUGAGGUGCAGCCAAAACAUGUCAAAGAAGCUUUCCGGCUUCUGAACAAGUCCAUUAUUAGAGUGGAGACUCCGGAUGUGAACCUGGAUCAGGAAGAUGUGGAGGAAGAGCCGGCUCAGGAGGGCAUCAAUGGCGAUGUCGGAAUUCCCAACAGUCAUGUGACUGGAAUAAAUGGUCACGCUGAUAGCGAGCCUAUGGAGACGUCGUCUGCCAAACCAAGCUUGCGUCUCAGCUUUACAGAAUACAAGAGGAUCUCCAAUCUGUUGGUCCUGCAGCUGAGGAAGAUGGAGGAUGAGGAUGAAUCGACGCAGAAGAAAAGCGAGCUCAUUAACUGGUAUCUGAAGGAUAUCGAGUCCGAGAUCGACUCUGAAGAGGAACUCAUAAACCGGAAGCAGAUCAUUGAGAAAGUUAUUCACAGACUAGUUCAUUAUGAUCAGAUCCUGAUUGAAUUAUCGCAGACGAGUCUGAAAGUCUCCGGCAGUGAAGAGGAAGCUGCGAAGGAAGAGGAUCCUUACCUGGUUGUUAAUCCCAACUACCUCCUGGAAGAUUAGAGCUGCUGUAAAUACGGACAUUGGAAGCUUUCCAGGCUGGAUUUCCCCGACACCCAGAGACUCGUGCUUUUAGAUUUUUAGACUUUUUUUUCAGAGCUUUUCUGGAAAGCAGAACCUGUCUUUAUUUUAAGAGUCCAAGAAGUUUUAUUCUGGUGGAACCGUUCGUAUUUUGGUCUUGGCCAAAUCCUGAGCUGUUGACUCUGCAAGUUCCAAGUCUGACAUUGUGGAUUCG
Molecule: messenger RNA, 2796 nt
Organism: Rana temporaria (common frog)
Lineage: Eukaryota; Metazoa; Chordata; Amphibia; Anura; Ranidae
Gene: MCM6
Product: minichromosome maintenance complex component 6
Exons: 17
Coding region: 108-2564 (818 amino acids)
Biological process (GO): double-strand break repair via break-induced replication; DNA replication initiation; mitotic DNA replication
Cellular component (GO): MCM complex; nucleus
Molecular function (GO): single-stranded 3'-5' DNA helicase activity; single-stranded DNA binding; ATP binding
Source: RefSeq, a predicted model, not a curated record